Messenger RNA from Macrobrachium nipponense, 6205 nucleotides. Its product is annotated as transcription elongation regulator 1-like. Gene Ontology annotation, cellular component: nucleus. Gene Ontology annotation, molecular function: RNA polymerase binding; transcription coregulator activity. The record is from RefSeq and is a predicted model, not a curated record. Lineage: Eukaryota; Metazoa; Arthropoda; Malacostraca; Decapoda; Palaemonidae.
CAUCAUCAUCAGUGUGGCGGACGCCAUAACAAGGAGGAACGCCAAACAAAAUGUCGGAUGAAGUGGAGGCGCCUGAACAGAUCAAAUCCGCUCCCGGGGAUGGAGGAAACACCGAAAGUGACAACGAUGUUGGUCCAGGGCCUCACAUGUCGAUGAGGGGACGAGGAGGAUUUAGAGGGAGAGGCCGAGGCUUCGGUCCAAUGGGGCCGAUGGGACCAAUGGGUCCCAUGGGGCCUAUGGGUCCAAGAGGACCUGGUGGACCAGGAGGACCAGGACCAGGUGGACCGCGGUUUAGAGGACGAGGUGGGCCAGGAUUCAGGCCACCACCUCCAGGAUUUAGAGGCCCACCACCAUUUGGAUCCAGAGGACCACGAUUUGGACCGAGGGGCCCACCACCACCAUUCGAUCCAAAUUGGGGACCCAUGCCUCCACCACCGCCUGGAAUGGGUGGGCCUAUGGGACCCCCUGGAAUGCCCCCAAUGGGACCAAUGGGGCCCAUGGGACCAAUGGGUCCACCAGGUCCUUGGGGACCAAUGGGAGGACCACCUGGUCCAGGAGGGCCACCAAAUCAGCAACCCAACCAGAAUCAGCAGAAUUCGUUCGGUGGCAUGGACCUGAGCGGGGAGAUUUGGGUCGAAACAAAAACGGGCGAGGGCAAGUCGUACUACUACAACGCUCGCACUAGAGAGACUACUUGGACGAAGCCUGAGGGUGAAGGGAUCAAAAUUCUUACACAGCAAGAAGUUGAAGCUAUGGCCCAGGCAGCUGGGGUAACUCCCCCAAAUCAGGGAGGUGGUAACAAUGCUUUGACAAAUGCCGGAGGUAAUGCUGGCAACAGCAACCAAGGGCCAGGGGGCUCAAACGCUCCUCCGCAAGAAAAUGGCGAGCAGGACGAUCAGGAUGAUGACGGAGGAGGUGGUGGUGGUGGAGGGGGAGGCGGCAGCGGCCCCAAUUGGCAGGGACCGCCAGGUCAGUGGGGCCCUCCAGGAGGUGGUAUGGGACCACCGCCAGGAGGCCCUCCAUUCGGAAUGCCCCCAGGAGGCCCAUACCCAGGAGGACCUGGUGGUCCACCACCGUAUGGCAUGCCCCCAGGACCCCCAGGAUUUGGCCCAGGGUUUGGUUCGGGUUUUGGUCCUGGGCCAGGCCCUGGAUGGAACGGCUACCACGGACCAGGAAUGCCCCCUGGACCUCCCAUGGGUCCCCCAGGAUGGGGUAUGCCACCGCCCGGAAUGGGAGGGAUGCCCCCGCAGGGGGGAAUGCCAGGCCCUGGCCCAGGUCACAUGGGUGACCACCAGCAGCCGCCCCCUCAGACGCAGCAGCAGCAGCAGCAGCCUCCUCAGUCACAGCAGCCGCCUCAGAGCCAGCAGCAGCAACAGCCGCCUCCAACCUCACAGCAACAGUCGCAGCAGCAGCAACAGCCUCAGCAGCAGCAUGAAUCCGAACCUCUUUCAGGGCCUGAGGGAGCAUCGUCUGGGUUAGGCAACACGGGAACUAGCAUUCCAGGAACUGAGAGCGUCGGCACAGCGAACAGUGGGGCUGUCGUCGUUGGCAACAGUACGACGAUCGUGACCCAGGGAGCACCUUCGUCUACAAUGGACGACUCCAUAGAUCCAGAUCUUGUGGCCCAGGCAGCGAAUUGGACAGAACAUAAGGCCCCCGAUGGAAGAGGCUACUAUUACAAUUCAAAGACGCAGGAGUCUGUUUGGGAGAAACCUCAGCCCUUGAAAGAUUUGGAAGCUGCCAGGUUGGCACUCGCUCAAGGCAUUAGUCUGGGAGUCAGUUCUGGCCCUGGAGCUCCAGGCACAGAGUCGGAGGCGUCACAGGACAGCACUACAGCCAAAGUCAAUGGCGAGAGAGCUUUGUCUCCUGAGAACAAAGACACUCCAAUGGAAGUGGAUAAUGAAGAUUCUAAGGGUGCAGAAGCAGAAGAACAGAAAACUCAGCAAGAUUUAAGCCGGCCAGUUUCUUCACAACCUGUCUCUGGUACACCAUGGUGUGUGGUCUGGACUGGUGAUGGCAGGGUCUUCUUUUAUAAUCCCACUACAAAAACAUCAGUUUGGGAGAAACCUCCAGACUUAGCAGAUCGGGCAGAUGUUGAAAAAAUGGUGAAUAACCCUCCAGCAGAAGUAGUAGGCAUGAAGAACAAGGCUGAGGAACCAUCAAAGGACGAGCCAGUUUCCAAAAAGCCACGUACAGAAACCCCCAUGACGGCAACUGCACCACCCGGUUUACAGCCACAGAUAAUAGCUCAGACUGGAAAGGAUGAAAUAAAACGCAUCGACAUAGGAAAGGAGGCUGCCAUUGAGGCUGAAGUAAAGGCUGCCAGGGAACGUGCCAUUGUUCCACUGGAGAUUCGUAUGAAACAGUUCCGAGACCUUUUGGCUGAAAAAGGGGUAUCAGCAUUCAGCUCUUGGGAAAAGGAGCUCUCAAAAAUCGUUUUUGAUCCCCGGUAUCUUUUGUUGACAUCGCGAGAAAGGAAACAGGUGUUUGAAAAGUAUGUUAAGGAGCGGGCAGAGGAAGAACGUCGUGAAAAGCGGAACAAGCUGAAGGAGCGGAAAGAUGAAUUCCGGAGGCUGUUGGAAGAGGCUGGACUCAACGGGAAAUCCUCCUUUACGGACUUCAUGACAAAGUACAGCAAGGACGACCGCUUCCGCAACAUUGAAAAGAUGAGGGAGAGGGAGUCCCUGUUUGACGAGUUCCUGCUGGAAGUGCGACGCAGAGAGAAGGAAGAGAAGGCGGCCAAGCGAGAGCAGAUCAAAAAGGACUAUUUUAUCAUGCUGAAGGAAGCAGAUAUUGACCGCCACAGUAGGUGGUCAGAUGUCAAACGCAAGCUGGAGAGCGAUAGCAGAUUCAAAGCUGUUGAAUCCAGCGUUCAGCGCGAGGAUUGGUUCCGUGAUUAUCUGAUUAAGGUGAAGGAAGAAAGACGAAGGUCCCGGGACCGUUCCAGAGACCGGGACAGGGAUCGCGAUAGGGACAGGGAACGAGACCGUCAUGAUAAUGACCGUGACCGUAGAGAUCGGUCCAGAGACAGAGAUCGUCACGACAGGUCUCGUGACAGAGAGAAAAAGACUAGGGACUCCCGUGAGAGGGAGAAAUCCAAGGAUAGAAAGGAGAAGAAGAGAGAGAAGAAGGACAGGGACAGAGAUAACAAGGAAAAGGACAGAGAUAAGGAUAAAGAGAAGGAAGAGAAGAAGGAGAAAAUCAAAGACACCAAUAAAGAGGAAGUCCAUGAUACUUCUCGGGAGGAAGGAGAAGAUGUUGAAGAAAACCAUAAGAGUGAGGGAGAAGACACAGGCAGCGAUGUCCACGAGGACAGAGAAGAUGGGGAAGCGAACGAAGCGGCCGAAGAGGAGGAGAGGGAGCGGCAGCGUAGAAUUGAGGAGUCUCUUCGGAAGAGGGAGGAAGAAGUGCAGAGAACGCUGGCUGGCCACCUGCGUGACAGAGACAAGGAACGCAUGCAGCAUAAGCACGACGAAGCUGUUCACAAUUUCAAUGCAUUAUUGGCUGAUCUAGUGCGUAGUACUGAUUACACCUGGAAGGAAGCCAAGAAGUCUCUGAAGAAAGAUUCUCGGUGGGAAUCAGCAGCUGCCUUGGAGCGGGAUGAAAAGGAAAAGCUUUUUAACACCCAUGUAGAAAAUCUCACAAAGAGGAAGCGAGAGAAAUUCAGGGAAUUACUGGAGGAGUUACCUGAACUGAAUUUAGAUUCAAACUGGAAAGACCUGAAAAAGGAACUGAAGGACGACCCCCGUUACACCAAGUUUUCGUCUUCUGAUAAAAAGUGUGAACGUGAAUUUAGGGAAUAUUUGAAGGAUAAGCUAGUGGCAGCCAAAGCAGACUUUAGGGAACUUUUGAAGGAAACAAAAAGUAUCACUCACCGCUCACUAAAGCUAUGUGGCGAGGGAGAACAGCACAUGAGGGACGUUGUAGAAGUAUUACGUAAAGAUCGACGAUACCUCGUGCUUGACUGCCAGCCCGAAGAACGUACCAAAAUCCUGAUGGCCUACAUGGAGGAGCUGGAAAAGAGGGGCCCUCCGCCGCCUCCCACAGCAUCAGAGCCCACCAGACGGUAAAGGCAGUAUAGAAGGGACAAAUACAUCUAUCGUUGGUCUGAUCCUCUUGCAGAGGCCUUCUAAGACAGUUUUCACCAGAUUCGCAAGUCUCAAGACUGGAGCACCUUCGUGUUUUGGUAGUUUGGCAACAAAUAUCGAAUUGAGGCUGUGCUUCUUUCUUUCAAGUAGUUCCUUACUGUGUAGCAGUAGGUUUUAAAAUCUCAGAACAGUAGUGAAUUUGUAUGACUAAGGGAAGUGUGCAGAGAUGUACUUCUAUUACAGAUGUGAUCGUUAAUUUGCUGAUGACUAAAACGUCAAGAGAGGCUUGCCAAUGAACUGGUCAAGAUGAUAACUUAAAUGUGCAAGGGGUGCUAGUGUUUGUAAGUGAUAUUGGCCUUGAUGAAAUGACUGUUUAAGUAAUUUUUAAGGACUACUAAAUACUGAUACCAAGAUGUAGAAAGUAUUGUUGCUGAGGAAUUUUGUAUGUUAUUACAAAAUACAGCAUUAAAAAAAAACAAGGAUUUUACUAUGGUUAAAUUUUUUUUUUUUUUCUAAACAUUGGUACAACUUGAAUAUCAUGAAGUAAGUAGUGUACAGGAGUUCUCUUAGAUAGACAAUGAAAUGACAUAAUUUAAAUGAAUAGACUCCAGUGAAGUUGACGUGAUUUUGAGUGAGUUGAUGUCUUAUACUGUACAUUAAUGGAGUUGACAGACAGUGUGCGCCGAUGUCUUGCGUUUAUAAACGGAGGUGGGUAUUUUGUUUUACAGAAGUGGUGUGAUUGAAAAAAAGAUUUAUGUGACUUGACGACGGAACAGGGGUGUGAAAAUAAAACAUGAUAAUGAUUAAGGGAUAGUGUUGGCAUAUUUCAAAAUUUAAUAGCAGUUGAAAAGUAGCAAGCUAUAGAGGAAUAUUGCAGUUCCUUUCAAGAUUUGUAACAUUCCUCAUCGCUGUUCAAUUUCUAUUUUUUAAGCAGUGUUAUGUGUUAAACAACAAACUUUUAUCCACAUUGAUAAUUGUUUUACAUGUUCAGCUAUUUCAUGCUGUUGCGUUUAUUAUGUAGUGUAGUGUAAGGCAAUCUCUGGAAAGCUGUUAAAAUUCUUGCUUCAGUUAGGUAAGUAUUGCUCGUUAGUAGUGUGUUAUAACUUUCCUUGGCUUCGUUUUCCCUCCAGGGGUAAGCAAUAAUUUACAGUUUUGAAAUAUGUCCUAGUAAAUGAGCAUUUACAACCCUUAGGGCUUGAAAAAGGCUAGUUUUCACUCAAAUGUAAAGUGUAUUGAUGGUAACACGAACUGCACUUCAUUGUGUUUCACGAGUUUCGUCAGCAGUUACUCUUUUAGCUUUCAGUAUCAUUCAUUCAUUUUUUGUUUCUCUGAUUGCCAUUAUUUUUAUUUUUGAGGAGCGGAGCAGACAAGAGAGAGAUGAAGAUCAGUGAAAUUGCUCUUCCAAGGCAGGAGGUUAUCUCUCUCGUUUUAAGGAAUUAAUUUUCUCUUCUAAAUCACCUAGUACAAAAAAAAUAGUGUUGUGUUGGAGUAGUAUAUAAAGAAAAACCAUACAUUUCUUACUUAUAAGAUAAGCACGUUUUGAUAAAUUUUGGAUUUGACAUGAAGAUUUGUCUGUUUGAAUCAGGUUCCCGGUUAGUUUUCAAGACGUAGGUAGGAUAGAAUAGGUAGUUGCGUAGGAAAGUUAUCAAGUUCCGUUCGUUUCCAUUACUUCAUUUGAUGCCAUUGUUUAGUUCCUGUUCUCAUCAGUUCCAUUUUUUAAUGUUCAUGUCACGCAAAGUUAGCACAAAAUUUAGAAAGGGCACAUGACUAUUUAUUUUUAUCCGAACUCCAUACUCACUUUCUCUGGUGCAUUUCAAAUUAUCAGUGUGAUGUUCAUGCUUGCUGUGUUGUUAGUGUAACAAUCUUGAGGAUGUAGGCUUUUUUUUAUAGGUGACUUUUAUGUUUGCCAGUUGCAAGUCUUUGUUGUAACAGAAUUUAUCAAAACAAAGUUUAUAGAAUAAACUUGUCAUAUAUCUUGGGUUUUUUUUUGUGUGACUUCCUUUCAUCCUAUUAUCUUUAAGCGAAUGGUGGAAAAGGCAGAGUGAAUGAAUCUGCCAAAUGCAGGUCACUGAUGUAACUGUAAAGGAUAACUUUGUGUAAUAAACUGGACAUAUUUC